AUGUGGCGCGACUGCUACAAACUCCCUGAUGGUUGGACCCCUGCUCAAGGCCAAGAGGGUAGAGGAGCAGGAGGAGGGAGAGGACGAGGCCGUGGAGGCCGUGGCGGUCGCGGUGGCGGAGCUGCAAACAUGAAGAGCGGAGACAACGACAAGGACCCGAGCGACGAUCGAUACCCGGGUCUAUUCUACUUCGUGUCGACGCAAGUACCGGCUGGUCCAGAGAAGGAUGAAGGCUUUGAGGAGCCAGCAGCUGUGGGGAAGGUGACCCUACACCCCCUGGACUAUUGGGUGAUUGAUAGUGGCGCUACCUAUAGCAUGACACCUCGCCCGGACUUGCUCACCGAACUCGAGCCGUCACCGGUGAAGCAUGUCACAUCGGCUUUGGGGCAGCGAGCAGAGGUGAAAGGCAUGGGCAAGGCCAUGUUCAAGGGUGCUGAUGGGAAGAUGGUGGGCCUCAAGAACGUGCUUUGGGUGCCCAGCCUUGCUGCAAACCUGAUUUCCGUGCGGCGGUUGGCAAAGGCCGGCAUGGACACGAACUCGAAGGGAGCCAAGACCUACACCGCAAGGCUUGGCGAUCGAAUUCUUUGGGACCUUCAUGAGGACAGGGAUGUCUACAACGAGAUGUGGCAGAUCCCAGUGGUCCCUAUGCCUAAGGAGAGGCAAGUGGCAGCAAGCAUCAGCACCAAGGAUGGAGCGGUCGGUAGCGACGAUGGCGCGAACGGUCGCGCUAAGGAGAAUGAGCUCAAGAAGAGCAAACCUGGAGGGACCAGCAAGUUCAGUGAACCUAAGGAGAGUGGUGCAGCAACCAAGGAGCAGCAAAAGGGUGAGGAGAACCCAGAGGCAGCAGCGGAGGAGGACUACGGAGAGAUGAAGAAUGAGAUGGUUGCUGGCAUACGUGUGAAGGGGGAGCCCGAUGACGUGCUUGGCUGCCCGACGUGCAUUCAAGCCAAGUUCACCCGGUUUCCGUUCCCUAGUUCGGAGGCAACGUCAAAGGCACCGCUUGAUGAGGUGGUGAUGGACGUGGUGGGCCCCCUGAAUCUUGGAGCUGCUGGAGCUGAGUAUUUUCUCACCAUUGUCGACGUCUACACCCGCAUGACUUGGGUGUACGUGCUGGCCAAGAAGAGCGACGUGGCUGAAACGUUGAAGACGGAUUGGUUCCCGAUGGUGGAGCGGCAACAAGACCGUCUAGUCAAGUCAAUCCGCACCGAUCGAGGGGGAGAGUUCCUGAGCAAGGAGUUUGGGUUGUGGCUGAAGAAGAAUGGAAGGAAGCCAAAGGUGGAUAUGCUUCGGGUGUUCGGGUGCAUGUGCAUGGCGCUCAUGCCUAAGCAUCUUCGGCACAACAAGCUUGGUGCCAAGGCGGUGUGGGCCGUGCACUUGGGCAUGGCUCAAAACAGCAAGGGAUGGCUUCUUUGGGACCCAUUCACCAAGAAGUUCUUGGUGAGCAGGGACUGCAAGUUCAUGGAGAACUUCAUGUACAAGGAUUGGAAGGCGGAGAAUGAGGCGAAGAUAGGCGUGCGGUUUGGGGAGGUGAAGAGUUCCGGUUUGGAGCAUGUGGAGCUGCCUUUGGAGCUGAGCAGCGGCAGCACAACCACAAGGCAAUCCUCCCUUGUGAAUGGGGGAGAGGAGGCCAAUGAUGCAGAGGAAGAAGAGGAGGAGGUGCAGCAAGUGAGCGAGCGUGCACCGUCACUCCAUUCCCGUACUACGAGUGCUCCACGGAUUCGAGCCACACCGCAGCAACGCCAAGGCCUUCAAGUCCCUGCAGCUGAGGAGGAAGGAAGGGGGAAGAGGAGAGUUCAACCCCCUAAUAGGCUGACCUAUGAUGCGCCGGGAAAGCAGGGCAAGACAGCCCUGGCCGGAGCGGCAAUGAUGGUCGGAGACGACGAGGAGAGUGACUACGAGGAGUGUGCCUUCGCGUUCUUCUCUCCGGUGGAGAUGCCGGGAGAACCAGCAACUCUCAAGGAGGCUUUGGAGAGUAGUGAUGCUGAGGAGUGGAAGAAGGCCAUGGAGAGUGAGCUGAAGAGCAUCGAGGAGAAUGACACGUUUGAAUUGGUGGAGCUACCGGAGGGGCGUACGGCGAUAACGUCCAAGUGGCUCUUCAAAAUCAAGUCGGAUGCCGACGGCAAGAUCGAGCGCUACAAGUCUAGGCUUGUAGCCAAGGGGUACCAGCAGAAGGAGAAGGUGGACUUCAAGGAGCUGUUUGCCCCUGUGCCAGAGGGGUUUGAUGAUGGUAGUGGCAGAGUGUGGAAGCUGAAGAAGGCCCUCUAUGGGCUGAAGCAGGCCCCUAGGCAAUGGUACAUGAAGCUGCGCAAAGUGUUGGAGGGGAUCGGCUUCACUCCCUCAACGGCCGAUCACUCCUUGUUCAUGCUUGGCGAGGGGGAGCAGAGGAGUUUCAUGGUGGUUUAUGUGGAUGACAUCCUCAUUAUCUCACCCUCUUCUGACCUUGUGAAGGAGGUGAUGCUGAAGCUUCAAGACAAGUUCAAGUGCAAGGCCCUUGGUGACGGACCAGAGGAGGAGAGCGUUGGUGAAGAGGAGAGGCGCCGAUUUCACUCGUUGGUGGGCAGCCUCAUGUAUGCGGCGGUAAACACCCGACCGUACGUCGCGUUUGCUACCGGGCAGCUGGCUAGGGUUGUGCAAUGCCCUAAUGAGGAGCAGGUAGCAGCUGGAAUGAGGGUGGCCAAGUAUCUUGGCCAAACACCGACCGUUGGGCUGCAAUACUCGGCGGCGGCACAAAGGCGCCAAAAGGGCGCGGAUGGUGUUGAACCCGGGCGUUUGUUCCUCACCGCCUACUCGGAUGCUUCAUAUGCAUCAGAACCAGAGGACAUGACAAGUGUGGGAGGCUUCAUAUGCUGUGUUGGUGGAGGCCCAACUGCUUGGGAGAGCAAGAAGCAGGUUGACCAAGCUUUGAGCUCGGUGGAGUCCGAGUACAUGGCACUCUUCCGUGCCGUACGGGAGAUUGUGUGGCAGCGGCGUUUGUUGGCUGAAUUGGGGGAGGAGCAGCAAGGACCUACCCCACUGUACUGUGACAGCCAGGGUGCCAUUGCUCUUGCUAAGAACCCUGUGUUGCAUGGACUCACGAAGCACAUGAGGGUGAAGUGGCAUUGGACGAGGAGCAUGGUAACCGCGGGUGAAGUUGAGUUGCGCUACGUGAAGACCACGGGGCAGCCGGCUAACAUGAUGACCAAGAGGCUGGUGGAGCAGCAGCAUUGGAAGUGUUGCAAGCUGGCUGGGAUGGCUCUGAACUGA
Molecule: messenger RNA, 3243 nt
Organism: Closterium sp. Naga37s-1
Lineage: Eukaryota; Viridiplantae; Streptophyta; Zygnematophyceae; Desmidiales; Closteriaceae
Source: the annotation of a GenBank genome assembly